Messenger RNA from Sturnus vulgaris (Common starling), 4589 nucleotides. Lineage: Eukaryota; Metazoa; Chordata; Aves; Passeriformes; Sturnidae. The record is from RefSeq and is a predicted model, not a curated record.
UUUCUAGCCCUCUCUUCAAAGGCUGAAAUUCAGAAGUAUCACUGAAAUGUUGAUAUGAAAUGAAAAGUAUCAGAAACUAUUGCAGGUAUUUAUGUUAGAGACAUAGUCACAACCUACUUACAGAGGCACCUGUUGUACUGCAAAAAGCAUUUAACAUAUAUUAAAAAUUACUUCAGAUGGUGCUUUGCAGAUAUGCUGUUAUAGUCUGAACAAGAAUUAGUUGAUGAUGAUAAUAAUAGUAAACUUGGAAAUUAUAUUGAUUCUCUGUUCAGAAGCAGAUCUGAACAAGGAGGAAAACAAGCCUGUUCAGAGAUUUUAAUGAGUCAUGGAUUUUAUCAUAAAUUAAUACUAAUGAGUCCCACUUGAAGUGCCUCCUUUUUGAUGUUUUUUUAUGAUUGAAACUUUGGGUGGUCUGUCUUAAAUGGAGAUCUCUUAGUGUUCAAAGAGAGAUCCUUUUUGGGGAGGGAUGUUGUGCUGUUUUUUGGUGAGGUUUGGUUUUUUUUCCAUAGUAGGAGGAAAUGAUGUUUAUAUUUUCUGGGUUGUAAAAACACUGGAGUUGCAGUUUUUUCUGGAAAGUUGUUCCUGCACAGUGAGCACUGCUGAACGUGGAGGCUCCCCACAUAAUCCUGUUUGGGUUUAUGGGGUUUUUUCCAAUCUAUUAAUAGAACAAAACACUAGAAUGCUUAAAUACACAUCAUGAGUAUGUACACUCGGCUUUUGAAGUGAAAACAAAAGCUGCCAACUGAAAUUAUUUUUUUUUUCACUCUUAAAGGCUGGUCCCAGGUGUUUUAAAUAUGGACUUCUUCCCUUUUUCUUUCAUACUCCUAACCAGGACAUGCCCAGUGGGACCAAUAUCUUUUUUAUGGUCGUUGCUGCAGACUAUUCCAUGAGAAAAUGCAGACUAUGCUAUUGAGCUGCUCUUUCUAUUCUUAGAAAUCGCUAUGAUCCUGUAGGUUUUCCAAAAAUUGGGAGUGGUAUUUAAAGCUGAGGGAUGCCUCCCAGCAGGCAAGGCUUGAAGAAGCUGCCCAGGGUCAGGUCCUGUCCAUUGCACUGGGCUGAGGCAGCACUGCAGCAGUGCCUGUCUGCCAGGACACUUUAUUUUUGUCCAGUGAUUAUCAGGAAGGCUGCCCAGGAGGAGCUGGGGAUUACAGGACAAACAGCACAAAGCUAUAGGAAACCAUGUUUUGACAGUUGUGUUGCAGUUUGCUUUUGUAGCUGCCCUCUCUUGUGUAGGUUGACUCUAAGAGGCUUUAAAACAGGUUGAAAUACAGUAUUUUGAGCAUUCUUGCUGAGAUUAAUUUCGGGUGUUUCACCAGAGGCUGUCUGCUCUCAGGGACUUUGCUUUGCUUUUGAAAUGCCAUCUAGGCAAGGAAUAAACAGUAGAAGUUGGCUUAUGUGAAACUGUUAAUCUGUGAAUAAAGUGGAAACAGCCGUAUUAAUUUGAAAUGUUGUUUGUAGGCUUCUGAGUUUCAAAACAAAAAGAAAUAAUAAACGUAAAAAUCUCCUCCUGGUCUCAAGAAAUCUCUUAUUAAGAAGAAAAUUUCAGGUGUUUAUGAUGAGGAAAGAUGACUCAAUUUACAAGGAGAGAAGGCUGCUACAGAGGAGCCUUGAAAAGCCUCAUGCAAGUGGAGUUUUAUUGUCAUUGGAAACGAAAAGAUCACAAACAAAAAAAUCCACUAAAAGACAAAGCAAUCCUCCCCCCAAGCAAAAAAAUCCCCCAGAACACUGUCUGCAGUGUUGUGUAACCAAAGUGAUAGUGUUAUGCAAGGGGGAGAAGAGUCAAAAAGUGAAAGGACCGUAAACAAAAGCUGGGAAGGGAGGGAAUGCCACCCUGUGUGCUGGGUUGUAGCUGGGUUCUGCUGUGUUUUUUUUUUAAUAGGGUGCUGCCAAUCACCAACAUGAAGACGCUAGUUUCAGGAUUCAGGCAAAUUCUGUUGAGAGCUAUGGAGUCUGAUACAACUUUGUGCAUGGAAAAUUCCAGAGCAGUGGAAGAGAAGAUAAAAGAGGACUCCAUCGCACAGAUUACGUGCUCAGUCCUGGGGUUCCCCACUGCUGAGCCCAGCCUCAGGAAUGAUAUCUUCAGUGUGCAGCAUUUUGGUUCCCCACCAUCCUCCAAGUGCUAUCAGUCUGUCUUGUUAAUGAGUACAAAUUCUGCGUUUAGCAACAAAACUGGUAAGCAAACGAGAGCAGGAGAGCCUGGCUGCUCCAAGAUGAGAAAGUCAUUACAUAAUGGUGCUGACACAUCAUUUGGUCAUAUUGGUCAUUCAGAACCUGAGCAACAGGUCAAAGGGGCAGCGUUUUUAGAGGCCACAUCUCCGAACUUGGCGGGAAUGCAGAGACUUACAGGUUCAAGCGUAACUGAAUCCAGUAAUGCAGAAGAAAUGCAACUUUUAAAUGGUAAAUGGUACAAGAAGAAUGGGGUUUUGGGUAGGGCUUUGGAAGUCUGCACUGAAACAAUAAAAGGGGAUUUAUUACACCAAAUUCUUCACGGGCCUUCAGAAGGGAUUUUGAGCUGCACCCAGGAGGAGGUGUACGCUCGCUUACUCCAGUGUGUCACUAAGCAACAAAUGGAAAUCAGUCGAGCCAAAAGAACUCAGAAGCGUUUACAAAUGCUCCUGGCAAAGCAUGUUAUCAAACACUGUGAUCAGCAGCUGAAAUGCUUUGUGAAACAUCAGCUUCAGAGAAUGAAGGUUUUCCAUGAGCCAGCUAGAUUUUUGAGCAAUAGCUCCCUCAGAUGCACUGAAGGUUGGCCAGAAAACAACACAACUACUUCGGAGAGUAGUUUGAGUGUGGAUGUACAGAACGGAGUUAGCGUUGCACCGGGUGAAAUCCGUGGCUUUGCACUUUCUGCUGGAGGGCUGCUGUCUCGUGUGGAGAAGGACCUGGACUCUGAUGCAACAUGUAGCAGCUCAGAUGAAGAUGGUGAGGAACAGACUGUAAGAACAGCUGUGGAAGCCAGCUAUACUUCUGAAUGGAAGUGGCUUGCAGACAGAGCUAGAAUUGGCAGCCGUUGGACAUGGCUUCAAGCCCAGAUUUCAGAACUAGAAUACAAAAUCCAACAACUAACUGACCUUCACAGGCAAAUACGUGCCACCAAGGGGAUGGUGGUGUUAGAAGAAUUCCCAUUUCCAAAAGACAUUUUGAAGAAGCAAAUACAAUUGACAGACCAAGGAGCUUUAUUAAACACCACAGGGAAUUCCCAAGCUGCCAUUGAGAGACAGGAUUCUUUGCAGGACCACGACUUUGAAAUGUCACCCAGCAGUCCUACUCUGCUUCUACGGAACAUAGAAAAACAGAGCGCACAACUAAGCGAAAUCAUCAGCAGCCUAAUUGCUCCACUCAAUCUGUCCCCAGCCUCUUCAUCUCUUUCAUCCAAGACCUGUAAACACAGACAGCUGGUCAAUGGCAUCUCCUUCAGAGCUUCAGACAAUAGAGAGGUAUCCUCUUCAAGCAGCUGGCUGCUUGACCAUCAGCACAUCAAGAAAAGAAGAAGAGAGAGGACAAGACUCAGAUCUGUCUCUGUGAAUAAUGUGAGCACAUCUGCCCGAACAAGGCCACUUCAUAGUUUCCAGAAGAGGAAACUCUACAGAAUGCAUGGUGCCUGUCACUGGAAUCAGCAGACUUUUCCAUCUAGAGAUUCCUCCUUUCCAUAUAAAAGUCAGUUGCCAUGUGUGGUGCCUGCCUCCAAUUUCAGUAGCAGUGAGUACAGCACAGAAUCUAAAAUCCUAGAUUAUGUGCAAGAGCUGGACUCUUCCUUCCAUCCAGUCUUAUCAUUUCCUUCAGAUGUUCCUCUUCACAUAUACUUUGAAACAUUAUUGAGGAGGGAUGACAUCAAAGGAGAACCUGCUGAUACCUCAUCUUUGGGAGGGGAGUUUAAAGUAUCUGCUGACAAUGCCUAUGAAAAGUCAUUUCUCAACUUGAUACAUGUUUUUUCUGUUACACAAUGGAGCAGUGGCUGUUUGUCUAAUUCCAAAUCUCAGUUGGUGUUAGGAGCACCUGACCAGCUGUCAGAAGGAAGAAAGAAAAGGCAUCUAAGUGAGACAGCAGUAGGUGAAAGCAGUGCUCAGUUUGAGACAUUCUCCUUCCAACAUGCAGAGCCCGAGUCCCACAACAGCUUUACUCCCACGAGCAGUGUCAGUGCCAUGUCUCGGCCCAGCCACAGCUCUUCAUCACAGCAUAACUCCAGGAGGAGGUUGAGAAGUGAGAGCUCCUAUGAUAUAGACAACAUUGUUAUUCCCAUGUCACUGGUGGCACCAUCAAAGCUGGAGAAACUACAGUACAAAGAAAUCCUUACUCCAAGCUGGAGAGUUGUUGAACUUCAGCCUUUAGAAAAAUCUCAAACAGAUGAAGAAGAGGUAGGCUGAACUUUAAUUAAUUAAAGUAGAUACAAUAUAUAAUUGGGGUAAUUGAUACGUACUUUCUGAAAACACUGACUUCAUAAAAAUCCCAGUAAGUUUCAAGUUUCAAAAAUUAAGUAUUAAGUAUCAGAUUGUGAAAAUGUGUCUUAUCCCUACAGUGGAAGAGAGAAAUGCAAGCAUACCAUUAAUAUUCCUUGUUCAUUGUUUGUGUGGCUCUUGCCCCUUGCUGCU